ACCAACAAAAUUUACUCAUAAUAGAAUAGGCAAACGGAGAGGUUGCAUGAUUCUGUCCCAGGUUUAACUGGCCCACACAUCGUGAAACAACCUACGAAUCGGUAGCACUAUCAUAGCGGCACGUGAUAUCGAACCGGAUGACCGGUGGUCACCUGUAAACUCCGUACGUACUGGCGACCCUGCAACUGGAAUUAUUAUAUUUUUUCCCCCUUCCGAAAAACAUAAAAUGUUAGGAUUAAAUUAUUAAAUAUCACUUGUUUACUUGCUUUCUCUCUCUCGCUCUCCGUGUCGCUCCUCCGUCUUUUGCCGUCGGGGAUCGCCUCGGUCCGGAGUAUCGUCUUCGUCCUCUCCUGCCGAUUUCGUUCGGAUCGCUACGCCGCGUCGUCUCGCAUCGCGUUCGGCGAAGUGUGCUAUCGAUCUCUGAAGUGGUUGAAAGCGAAUAUGGAGUUUGAUCUCAAUGUGGUCUCAGCUGGCGAGUCCCAUGCGGCGCUGCCUAAUGUCUCUGAAUCUUCGAGCAACGCGUCGUCGGCCUGCGACGAGGACUCCCGCUCUGCCAACGGUUUCGACGUCCUCGUGGGUCGCCUAAAACAGCCGAUAAGUGAUGUUGACGAUGACGAGGACGACAAUGAGGUGGUGGAGGUCUGUGGUUUAUCUCUGGAGACGAGCAAGGUGACUCGGCAGCUUUUCCCCCUAUCGUCGCCGCUGCACCCUCACGAACCCGCAAACCCUUUUGGCUUCGGUAACGAUAAGGAGAAGGUGGGGUCCGCAGCCAUGCCGGAGUUGGAGAGGAACUCAUUGCUACAGAGGCAGCAACAACUGGCGAAGAAGAGCAGACGAGGACCGAGGUCCCGUAGUUCGCAGUACCGCGGAGUUACUUUCUACAGGAGGACUGGGAGAUGGGAAUCCCACAUAUGGGAUUGCAGCAAACAAGUCUAUUUGGGAGGUUUCGAUACUGCUCAUGCUGCAGCAAGAGCAUAUGAUCGCGCAGCAAUCAAGUUCCGGGGGCUUGACGCUGACAUCAAUUUUAAUCUCAGUGAUUAUGAUGAGGAUUUGAAGCAGAUGAGAAACCUUUCCAAGGAAGAGUUUGUGCAUAUUCUUCGUCGGCAAAGCAAUGGAUUUGCAAGAGGAAGCUCAAAGUACAGAGGGGUGACACUUCACAAAUGUGGCCGUUGGGAGGCUCGCAUGGGGCAGUUCCUUGGCAAAAAGUAUAUUUAUCUAGGCUUAUUUGAUAGUGAAGUUGAAGCUGCAAGGUCUCACUUCUCUUUUGCUAUGAUAAAGAUUAUGCUCCUAAAUACAUUAAUGAUUUAUAACUUGGUAGUUUUCAAAUUCUUGUCAUUUUUUCUUUUGAUCUUUAGAGCAUAUGACAAGGCUGCUAUCAGAUGCAACGGAAGAGAAGCUAUCACCAAUUUUGAGCCAAGCCUUUAUGAAGAGGAGUUACUCCCUGAGACUGAGAAUGAAGAUGUAUCUGAUGAUGUUGAUUUACGCUUGAGAAUUUCUCAACCUAAUAUCCAUAGCCCAAAGAGGUGCAGCAACACUAGUACUAAUAUCAGUUGUGGCUCAAUGGAAGCUGCAAAUGCUCAGACUAAAAGCCCCAGUCAUCCUGUUACUCAUCCUCGUUUGGAUAUGGCAUCUCAGCAUCCUCGUUCUUUAAAUUAUAACCUGGGCUUCUCUCCUUCCAGUGAGAAAAGGACUCCCCAGAGACCACCCACGUUAGGGUCCCAAAUUCUCCCAGACAGGACAUGGCAUAUGCGCGGUCCGACUACAUUGCCAUUGGGCUCUUCUGCAGCAUCAUCAGGAUUCUCUACAGCCACCGUCGCGGCGGUCUAUCCUUCUCCGCCUGUACUACCACCUCCAAACUCCGGUCGAUUCCAUUUCCUUCCAUCGGCAACCACUAGCUACUACUACAGAAACUAAUUACACAUUCGAUGACCGUUUGCGAGCUUUGAAACCGUGUACUUGUUGCAGUAACGUUUAAGUUGUAUGAUAUUGCACUGUAGCAGCUGGUAGGUCAAGGAAAGAGAGUUAAAUGCCGAGUAGGGCUAUGCAUUCGAUGUACUAAGAUCGUAUGUAGGCUGUGAAGCUGUUAUGCCUAUCCGGCCAUCCCGCUAUUUGUGUUGUUUACCAGUGUAGCUGGUCCUGCAGCUUAAAACAUGUAGUUUUUUAAAAGCUGCCCCCUUUUCGUUCU
Messenger RNA from Zingiber officinale, 2185 nucleotides. Its product is annotated as APETALA2-like protein 3. The transcript has 9 exons. The coding region runs from base 442 to 1914 and encodes 490 amino acids. Lineage: Eukaryota; Viridiplantae; Streptophyta; Magnoliopsida; Zingiberales; Zingiberaceae. Gene Ontology annotation, molecular function: DNA-binding transcription factor activity; DNA binding. Gene Ontology annotation, biological process: regulation of DNA-templated transcription. The record is from RefSeq and is a predicted model, not a curated record.